AUGACUACAAAUAUGAGUGAUCCGUUAUUUUGCUUUUUCGUAAUAUUUUCUCAUGGAAUCAAAGUCUUUUAUACAAAUCGUAGUUUAGGUGAAUAUCUCUCUGCACAUCACUAUCUCUUCAAACAGUGCACGGUUCUUGAAUUAGGUGCUGGUUGCACUGGGAUACCAGGAUUAGUAGCUUCAAAAUGUGGAGCGAAGUUGGUUAUUUUCACGGAUCAUCCUCAGAAUGAUGAGGCUUUUAAAAUGUUGGAGCAGAACUGUCAGCAAAAUGGUCUUGAUAUUAAUUCUUUCAUGAUAAAGGACCUAGAUUGGAAUAGUCUGGACUUGAAUCAGACCUGUAAUGACAUACAAGUACUGGACUACAUUUUAGCAGCUGAUGUCUUUUACGAUUUUUCCGUCUUUGUAUCCUUACUACGUACUAUUAGAACUUUGCUGGAAAUGUAUCCGAAAGCAGCAUGUAUAUUUGCCUAUGAAGAACGAAAUUUAAUGUGGCUUCCUGAUUUUGAAAUUAAAAAUUAUGACUUUUUCAGCAGCAAUUGGUCUAUCGAACAUUUGCUUCUAGUCAACAAAUUAUGUUGUAGACGCGUACGUAUAGUUGAUACCAGUCUUCAUUCAAUUCACAUUGGAAUUAUUUGCAGAGAAACUGAUUUCAUGGAAGCAUCACGAAUAUUUGCAGGGAUCGAAGGUGGUGCAACACAUUCCAAAUUACUGUUUAUUGAUGAAACGGGUAGAAAAUAUGGCGAGUGGACUAAUUCAGGCUUGAAUUACUGUCUGGACGGAUUUGAUAUUGUAGGCGACAGGAUAGCGAAAUGGAUUCAUCUAGCAAAAAAGGAAGUUGGAAUAGUUGGUCCGCUUGCAGCUGUGGGAAUGGGUCUCUCAGGAGCUGAGGAUGAAAAAAAUAAUCAACAAUUUAUUGAAUUUUUGAAAGACCAACAUGGUGACAUAGCUAUUGAAUUUUCAGUCUCUUCAGAUGCUGUUGUUGCGAUUGCAGCUUCUUUCCGCAAAGGCGGUGUGGUGGUCAUUUCGGGCACCGGUUCAACGUGUCGUCUUUUAAAGCCAGAUAAUACUGUAUAUGGUGUUGGCGGUUGGGGACAUCAAAUCAGUGAUGGCGGUAGCGCUUUUUGGAUUGCUAGAAGGCUGGUGCAAUAUAUAUUUGAUGAAGAAGAUGGACUUUUUCCAUCUCCUUAUCCGAUUUCGAAUAUUAAGCAUCUGUUCUUGGAAUUUUUUGACUUAUCGGAUAAGACGGGUAUUUUGGAGGUUUUGUACACUGAUUUCGAUAAAUCCAAAUUUGCAGCUUUUACCGCCUACGUAAUCAAAGAAGCACGUGAUGAUCCACUUGUUCAGCAUGUAUUUUGUGAUGCGGGUGAAUUACUUGGUUCAUACGUUAGAGCUAUUUCUAAAAAUUUUGAUGAGGAAAUGUUCAUUAAUACUCCAGUCUUAUUAAUUGGUUCUGUUUGGAAAAGCUGGGAAUUAUUAAAAAGUGGUUUCAUAUGCGGUCUCAGAAGUAGUGGUAGUCGUAUUAGACAAGUUACGCUUCAUACACCUUUGGAAACACCUGCAUUGGGAGCUGCUAUUCUGAAUAAUGAUAUACAUGGACGGGGUUGGAUUGUGUGCAAUAUGUGUUAUCGUCAGUUUGUGCGAAUAUUUUUUUCUGAGAUGCCAAGCGAUGAUGAUAUACCGGGGCGCGAUUGGAUUAUGUGCAAUAUAUGUUGUCGUGCGGCUUCAUCUUCUCCAUCCUGCAUCUCAUUUUAUCUUACGAAGUGUGGGCAUAUAUUUUGUAACAAAUGUUUAAUAGGUAUUGCAUCUUUCGAAGGAACAUCUAGAAAAUGUCUAUAUUGCAAGAAGGAAAUCUCGAUAUGCAAGAUUAGUCGGGAUAUGCCGAUCACGGCUCAGGCAUAUUUGCAAUCUCCAAAAGAUUUACUGGCUGAAUCGAUGGCAGAAAUUUCGCAAGUGCUCAAAUUUCAGGCGACGCAUGCUUCAUAUUUAGGAAAACGAUUUAAUUCAAUGGUGAAACUUAAUUAUGUAAACCGUGGGUCGACUGGUGCAAAUAGAAAUGAUUAUGAUAAACUUCAUCGGUUUUGUUAUGAAGUGUUACGAAAGAAAACAGAGUUGGAGAGGGAGUUGUUGGAUAAAGUUGAACCGAUGUCAGAGAAUGGAAUAAUUAAUGAAAAGAAGGAGAAACCUUCAUCUAUAGCGAUGACUACGAAGAACGACUUACAUUCUAAUCAGACAGUCGAUGUUACGGAAACAUCAGUCAUUUCUGGUUUGACUCUUCCAGAAAAUCAAUAA
This is a messenger RNA of Thelazia callipaeda (thelaziosis nematode), 2289 nucleotides long. The record is from the annotation of a GenBank genome assembly. Lineage: Eukaryota; Metazoa; Nematoda; Chromadorea; Rhabditida; Thelaziidae.